Molecule: messenger RNA, 3798 nt
Organism: Cercocebus atys (sooty mangabey)
Lineage: Eukaryota; Metazoa; Chordata; Mammalia; Primates; Cercopithecidae
Gene: FAM114A2
Product: family with sequence similarity 114, member A2
Exons: 14
Coding region: 1074-2591 (505 amino acids)
Source: RefSeq, a predicted model, not a curated record
GGCCUAGGGUUCAAGACCAACCUGACCAACAUAGCAAGACCCUGUCUUUAAAAAUAUAUUUUGGAGUAUGUCCUUCCAGUCUUUCAUGGAAUUAUAUAAAUUUAUGUAAUAUGUAUAUUAUAUAUUCUACAUAUAGUAUACUGUAUUUAUUUAUGAUGAUGAUAAUGAUGUGUUGCAACCUGGAGAGAGCAUAAGGAAAAGAUAGGAAACAUUUAUUCAUAUACACAGAACAUUAGUUGAACUUUGUGCAAAAACUGUCUCGUCUUUCCUAUUAGGCCCUUGGAGUAAAUGGCUACAUUAGUUCUCUAUCUCCACAGGUACUGUGGUACUACUUGGUAAGUAGUAGGUACGCAAAAAAUGUUUGCAAGUGAAUGAAUGGCUACUUCUAAGUUGGUUUGUAUGUCAGUGAGUAGUUGUAUCUGGAUUUUUUCUCUGUGUGUUUUGGAAAUGUAUAAUGUGUUUAUAUUAUAUACCCAUAUAUUCUGAACUCCAUAGUGUUGUCUUAGUCUACUUCUCUAGCUUCUUGCCUUCCUAUUGUUCUUCUCCCUGCCAUGGUAACUACUCCCUACUGUAACUGUCCAUAUUCUAUACUGUCAGACCUCAGGCCUUUGGCUGUACCCACAUGUUGUUUCCAUAUCCUUGAAUCCUGUCAUUGGCAUCAUCAUCUGUCAAAAUCGUAUGCUUCUUUUAAGGCAGGUGUUGCCAAUUCAGAUGCCUACAGAGGUUAAUCAGGUAGCAUAAUAGCAUAAUUUGAGUGAAGUGGAUUUGCAUGGGAGGUUAUAGGGAGCUGGAGAGCAACUGCCCCAGCUAAAAGGGCCCAGCAGCUAUUUGGCACAAGCUGGUUAUUAGAAAGUUGAAUGUGGGCCCUGUGUUGCUAGAUCUUUCAGUUUUACAAGUGAGAAGUUGGAAGCCUGUAUUUUUAUAUGAGGUCUGAUUUUUAAAUGUUGGCAACUAGUUUUUGCAAAGUUUAAAUACCGUGCAGGCCAAAUAAAAACAUCUGAGGGCUGGAUUUGGCACUCGAAUUCCCAGUUUGUGACCAUUGCUCUGGACUUAUUUCAGGUGAUGUUCUAAUCAUGUCAGAUAAAGAUGAUAUUGAGACUCCACUGCUAACUGAAGCAGCCCCCAUCCUUGAAGAUGGAAACUGUGAGCCAGCCAAGAAUUCUGAGUUUGUUGACCAAGGUGCCAAGCCAGAGAGUAAAUCAGAACCUGUAGUUUCCACUCGGAAAAGACCAGAGACCAAACCUUCCAGUGACCUUGAGACUUCAAAAGUUCUCCCUAUUCAGGAUAAUGUUUCCAAAGAUGUACCCCAGACCAGGUGGGGUUAUUGGGGGAACUGGGGCAAGUCUAUACUCUCUUCAGCCUCGGCUACGGUAGCCACAGUAGGACAAGGUAUUUCAAAUGUCAUCGAGAAGGCAGAGACUUCCCUUGGAAUCCCUAGUCCCAGUGAAAUUUCAACUGAAGUCAAGUAUGUAGCAGGAGAGACAAAUGCCAAAGAGAAUGAAAACUUCUCCCCAGUGGCUGGGGCAUUUGGUGUAUUCUCAACUAUCUCUACUGCUGUUCAGAGCACAGGAAAGAGUGUUAUCAGUGGGGGUUUGGAUGCCUUAGAAUUCAUUGGAAAAAAGACAAUGGAUGUGAUAGCUGAAGGGGAUCCUGGAUUUAAAAGAACCAAGGGUCUGAUGAACCAAAAUGCUACACUAUCUCAGGUUUUACGAGAGGCGAAGGAGAAAGAAGAGAUAUGGAACUCCAGUGAGGUUACUAUGGAAACAGAAAAGAAAACUCAUUAUGGGUUACUCUUUGAUGAAUUUCAAGGCCUUUCACAUCUAGAAGCUCUGGAGAUGCUUUCCCGAGAAAGUGAAAUAAAGGUGAAAUCUAUCCUUAAUUCUCUGAGUGGAGAAGAAUUAGAAACUCUAAAAGUUGAAUUAGAGCAACUCAAAGAAGCAUUUUCUCUAGCAGAAUUUUGUGAAGAAGAGGAAGAAGAGAAAAAAGGGGAUGAAGAUUUUACCAAGGACAUAACAGAGCUGUUUUCCCAGCUGCACGUUUCCUCCAAACCAGAGAAACUUGCCAGGGCAAGAAAUACCGCCCACGAAUGGAUCAGGAAGUCUCUGACCAAGCCAUUAGCAGAGAAUGAAGAAGGAGAAAAACAGUUGGAAGCAGAAAAUACUGAGCAAGUCAACAAAAAUUCAAUAGAGGAUAUCCAUGCGUUUGCAAUCCGGAGUCUAGCUGAACUGACUGCUUGCUCAAUUGAACUAUUCCACAAAACAGCUGCAUUGGUUCUGCAUGGCAGGAAGCAGGAAGUGACAGCCGUAGAAAGGAGCCAAACUCUUUCCCAGAUGACAAUUGUGUUGUGUAAAGAGUUGUCCUCUUUGUCUAAAGAGUUCACCACCUGCCUAACAACUGCUGGGGUCAAAGAAAUGGCAGAUGUCCUUAACCCAUUAAUCACUGCAGUAUUUCUAGAGGCAUCAAACAGUGCCUCCUACAUCCAGGACGCCUUUCAGCUACUCUUACCUGUGCUAGAGAUCUCUCUCAUUGAGAACAAGAUUGAAUCACACAGGCAUGAGCUGCAGGGCCAGAAGCCUUUGCUAGAACAUUGAAGAACAGAGAUGUUUUGACCUGGGACUUGUGAUGGCCAAGGAAUGCCACCUUAUCUGGCUACUCGUGCAGAAAUGAAGGAGUGGGGUUAUUUUAGUAUAUAAAAAUUCAGGUAGGAGAGAUGGUUUAAAGAGAAAGAUUGUUGCCUUCAGUGUUUGAUUGAAGUAUUCAGGUCCUCACAGUAUUCUUUCCAGUUGUUGUAAUUCAUAAAUUAUUUGAAAAGAAACUUCUGUAGAAAGUCCAAGAAUAAUAACUCUAGAUAAAGGUUAGUGGGAUACUCAGGCAAAAAUGUUGGUCUUUCUUUGACAUGUUGCAAAAUGUUAUCAAUUUUGUUGUGGGUAUAAUUUGCAGCCCAUGGAUAUAACUGGUUGAUAAGCCAGAGAAAAAUAAUUUAGUGUUCUAAAAUUCAUGGCAUGUGUGGUUUAUUGAUGCCGUGUACUUUCUCCUUUCUGGAAUAAAAUCUAUGGCUUUAAGAAAACUGAGCAUAUGUAAACUCUGUGAUGAUUACCCUUUAUCACAUGAAUUCUUGGAAAUAGAAAGUUUCAUCUGCAUUUUUAAAUUCUUAAUAGAUAUUUGGCAUUGAGGAGAAACUUGUAGACUAUUACAGCCACAUGAAUUAACUAUAGCAAAGUGCCCUUUUUCUUCAAAUUGCUCCCCCGUCCCCAGGAUGACACAUUUCAUGUCAUAGCUGAACCCUACUCUACUGGAUUCAAGGCCAGUAAAUGCCGUUUAGAGAAGCAGUUUUAUGUUUGCAGAUAUUCUGAGUCUCUUCAAGAUGUGUUUCAUGCCUACCCUACAUGCAGGAUAAAUUCUUUACAGCAAACUCCAAAGGAAUGUUGAAGCUGUUUUAGCAAUGAGGUUUUUUUUGUUUGAGUGUUGAUGUGGGCCAUAGUCCUUCAGAAAUUAUGUUCAUUUAUGACAGGAUUUAACUUCUAAGGCACAAUUUAUUUUUUCCUCGUUCUUUGUUUGUUUUAAUGUAUUCUUUAGCAUGUUUUUGAAUAUAACUUUUAUCCUCCAGAUCUUAAGCCUUCUUUUGCUGUCUUCAACAACUUAAGAGACUAUUAAGCUGUCAUCUUCCUAAAAGCUAUUUUGGUAUCCACUCUUUUUAAAAAAAUUCUCCAACUUUGUGGUUUUUAAUGAUUAAGGUAAUUUGUUAGCUCUGCCCCUCAUCUUCUAAAAGCUUUGUAAUAAAAUGUAUUAAUCAUGUUA